This is a messenger RNA of Meriones unguiculatus (Mongolian gerbil), 1614 nucleotides long. It is a transcript of the gene Ppcs, whose product is annotated as phosphopantothenoylcysteine synthetase. Bases 235 to 1170 code for a protein of 311 amino acids. The record is from RefSeq and is a predicted model, not a curated record. Gene Ontology annotation, cellular component: nucleus; cytoplasm. NCBI's taxonomy places the organism in Eukaryota, Metazoa, Chordata, Mammalia, Rodentia, Muridae. Gene Ontology annotation, molecular function: phosphopantothenate--cysteine ligase activity. Gene Ontology annotation, biological process: coenzyme A biosynthetic process. The transcript is spliced from 3 exons.
CUUUUUCCGCAUUUUCCGAGGAAGAUACUUCCCCUCGACGCAUUUCCAAGGGCUUUGAGCAGCUAAGCAUUUCUUUCAAGCCUCGGCGAGGUCAGGACCUAGCGGCGGACGCGGGGCCGGGAGCGGCCGCAGUCCCCGUCCGCAGGGCGGGCAGCCCAGGUAUCCGGAAGGGGGCGUGGCGCCGGCGGCCUGGCGUGCCCCGGCGCCGAGGUUCCAGGGGACUCUGGCGUGCAGAUGGCGGAAAUGGACCUGGUGGCCGAGCUGCCGCGUCCCGCGGGCGCCGAGCGCUGGGCCGAGGUGAUGGCUCGCUUUGCGGCCAGGCUGGGCGCGCAGGGCCGGCGGGUGGUGCUGGUCACGUCCGGAGGCACGAAGGUCCCCCUGGAAGCCCGACCCGUGCGCUUUCUGGACAACUUCAGCAGCGGGCGCCGCGGGGCAGCGUCGGCGGAGGUCUUCCUGGCUGCGGGCUAUGGGGUCCUGUUCUUGUACCGAGCGCGCUCGGCCUUCCCCUAUGCCCACCGCUUCCCGCCCCAGGCCUGGCUGUCAGCCCUGCGGCCUUCUGGCCCAGCCCAGUCAGGCAAGCUGAGUCUGGAGGCCGAAGAGAAUGCACUCCCCGGCUUUGCCGCAGCAUUGCAGAGCUACCAAGAGGCAGCUGCUGCCGGCACCUUCCUGGCCAUAGAGUUCACCACUUUGGCGGACUACCUGCAUCUGCUGCAGGCUGCGGCCCUGGCUCUCAAUCCACUAGGCUCUUCUGCGAUGUUUUACCUGGCUGCGGCCGUGUCAGAUUUCUAUAUUCCUGUCUCCGAAAUGCCUGAACACAAGAUCUCCUCAUCCGGUGGCUCACUGCAGAUAACAAUGAAGAUGGUGCCAAAAAUGCUCUCUCCUCUGGUUAAAGAUUGGGCUCCCACAGCAUUUAUAGUCUCCUUUAAGCUGGAGACUGACCCGAACAUCGUGAUUAACCGAGCUCGGAAUGCCUUGGAAGUUUAUCAGCAUCAGGUGGUGGUGGCCAACACCCUCGAGUCAAUACAGUCCUUUGUGAUUAUCGUAACCAGAGACUCAGAAACCAAGUUAGUGCUCUCCGAGGAUGAGGUGGCGAAGGGCAUGGUGAUAGAGGAGAAGAUCGUGCAAGACCUUCGGUCUCGACACACCGCGUUCAUAUGUGACAAAAACUGAGGGCCAAGUAGCAGGGUUCUUAGCGCCGAUGAGAACAGAACUAAAGCUGAUCCCUUGCUAAGGAUAAAGACAACGAGGGAACGGUAAGAGCUGUGUGCAGGCAAAGAGCUGUUGGUGUUUGACUGCUGUGCCUCAACAGCUUGACAAACUGGUUCCGAUUUGGAAACUGAACAAGAACUGUUUUUCACUUUGACAAAGCUGACUGUGGGAUUGCAUCCUCUGCUGAACGGACAGGGCUGGAGCUGAAUGACAAGUCUGCUGUGGGACAGCAGGAUCAUGGGUACGUGACUGGUCAUGCUCUGAAGAUCAAGUACUUAUCAAGUGCCUACCGUGUGCCAGGCCCUGUGCGAGCUAUGAGGGUUUACGAGAUGAAGAGACACGUCUCAUUUGGGAACUGGAUUUUAAGUGCAAUAAAAUAUGUGCCCACAAACUGACACAUGAAAA